UGCUCCCACUCCUACCCGGAAGACCCAGGCGCCAAUGAGACUAGGUUCGCAAGCAAAGCCUCCUCCUCCUGAUGCUUAGGUCGCUUAGCAACGAAGGACCGGCUAGAAAGAAGCUGUGCUAACCCUCCACAGGCAGGCCCGGCAGGUGCACGACGCCAACUCUCUUCUGGGGAGGGGGCGGCGGCCCGGGGGCUACCAUGGCCUCCAACCACUUGUCAGUGCGGGAAAUGAGGGAAGAUGAGAAGCCCCUGGUGCUGGAGAUGCUGAAGGCUGGUGUAAAAGACACGGAAAACCGUGUGGCCCUCCACGCUCUGACACGUCCACCAGCCCUUCUCCUCCUGGCUGCAGCCAGCAGCGGCUUGCGCUUCGUCCUGGCCUCCUUCACCCUGGCCCUCCUGCUGCCGGUGUUUCUGGCCGUGGCUGCCCUGAAGUUGGGCCUGCGAGCCCGAUGGGGCUCUCUGCCUCCGCCAGGCGGUCUGGGGGGACCCUGGGUGGCUGUCCGCGGCUCCGGCGAUGUGUGUGGGGUCCUGGCUCUGGCCCCUGGUGUCAAUGUGAGGGACGGAGCCCGAGUCACCCGCCUCUCGGUCUCUCGGUGGCACCGUCGCAGGGGCGUAGGCAGGAGACUGCUGGCCUUUGCUGAGUCCCGAGCUCAAGCCUGGGCUGGGAGUGUGGAGGAGCCUCGUGCCCGGCUCGUGGUCCCAGUGGCUGUGGCUGCUUGGGGGCUGGCAGGGUUAUUGGAGGCCUCUGGCUACCAGGCAGAGGGAGGUUGGGGCUGCAUGGGCUAUAUGCUGGUUAGAGAAUUCAGCAAGGAUCUGUGAUUAUAGACCAUGCCCACUGGGGAGAUGGGCGUGAAACCGGCACCUAAAGAGCACCUGUGUGCCAGGCACUUUCCAUCCCCUCCCUCGGUGAAGAACUGAGGUUGCUGGAUGCACAUGGCCCGCAGUGGACCUGCCAGGUGCAGUAGGGUCUCGUCUUGGUAGACCCCAGGGACCGCUAGCGGUCACCCUGUCCACUCUUUGCCCCCUAGUCUGUAUACACUGAAAAAACAAACAAACCUCUGGUUCUACAAAACCCCUGUUGUGUGUGUUUUAGGUCUCAAAGGAUAUUUGGGGAGAGUAAGAGGCAGAGUUAAGAGUCUGUGACAGGGAACCCCCAAAGGGGACAGAUCUUCUGGAAUGGGUGGGGCUGGGAGCACCGAGUUUCCAAGCCCAUCUGUUUUUUUUUACAGUUUGUUAAUAAAGCCUGAGACUUCUG
Alexandromys fortis (reed vole) is the source of this 1254-nucleotide messenger RNA. It is a transcript of the gene Nat14, whose product is annotated as N-acetyltransferase 14 (putative). The record is from RefSeq and is a predicted model, not a curated record. NCBI's taxonomy places the organism in Eukaryota, Metazoa, Chordata, Mammalia, Rodentia, Cricetidae. Gene Ontology annotation, molecular function: N-acetyltransferase activity. The transcript is spliced from 3 exons. The coding region runs from base 198 to 818 and encodes 206 amino acids.